Hibiscus syriacus is the source of this 2646-nucleotide messenger RNA. RefSeq lists its product as uncharacterized. Gene Ontology annotation, biological process: protein phosphorylation. The coding region runs from base 65 to 2446 and encodes 793 amino acids. NCBI's taxonomy places the organism in Eukaryota, Viridiplantae, Streptophyta, Magnoliopsida, Malvales, Malvaceae. The transcript is spliced from 7 exons. The record is from RefSeq and is a predicted model, not a curated record. Gene Ontology annotation, molecular function: protein binding; protein kinase activity; ATP binding.
AGGGUACAGCGUUUUAUGAGGACGAGAAACUAACCUUUUUUUUUCCUUCUUCUGUCCUGUGGUGAUGGAGGAGUCGCAGGAAUUACCGGAGUGUCCGGUUUGCUUGCAACCGUACGACGGCGAGUGCACGAUCCCGCGUGUGCUCGCUUGUGGCCACACGGUGUGCGAGUCAUGCCUCGUGAACCUCCCUAAGAAACUCCCGGGAGCGAUCCGAUGCCCCGCCUGUACGGUUCUCGUCAAGUACCCGCCGGAGGGUCCCACGACUCUCCCCAAAAACAUCGACCUCCUUAGACUCAUCCCCGCCUCUGAAAAUCCCCGAAAACCCGUCAACAAACCGAAAAAUGUCUCCCAUGUCCCUUUCCUCCCUCGAUCUUGGUCCGACGAAUUUUACUCCAACUGGAAAAACUACCUCCUCCGUGACGAUGACGUUGACAGAAACAAAGUGAGUCUUUUGCCUGUUGGGUAUUUUUCAACCGGUGGGGAGGAUGACUCUGUGUUUAAUACUGAGUAUCUCGUGAGAGUUAUGGAUUGUUUGCGUGAAAUGAAAGAGGAUGGAAGAGAAGAAUUGGGUUUAGUUUUAAGAGCAUUUACUAAGCAAAUUUGUAGAAUUUGUAGAAUGUUGGGUCUGUGGGGUGAUCUUGGGGAUGGGGUUUUGUAUUUAGUAAGUGAGAAGCAGAGAUGGGGUAACUUUUUGGAUGAAAACUUGUGUAGUUUUGAAAAAGAUGGGGUUUUUAAUUUCGCAAUGAUCGGUAUGGAAAUGUGCGAGGCCGUCGUUUCUUUACAUGGAGAAGGGUUGAUUGCUGGUUGUUUAAGCUUUGCUUGCUUUCAGUUCGAUGAUUUUGGGCAUAUAUAUAUUGAUUUGAACGAGGUGUUAUUGACCGGAAGGGGAAUAAAUGUUAUGAAUGUUGUUUAUAGUGGUAAAAAGAUUAGUGAUGAAGAAAUUGGUAUUUUGUUUAAAGAUUUGUUGAAAAGGGAUGUAUUUGUUAGCCCUGAGGUGUUGCUUAAGCUUUUAGAUAAAAAGGGUAUUGAGGUAGAGUGUGAUAGCUCAAGAUAUUCGAUAGGAUCUAGUUCGGAUGCUUGGUUGUUAAGUUGUAUUCUGCUUAGGAUUGUCAAUGGGGAAGCUUUUAGUGAUGAGUUGGUUGAUUAUAUGUGCCAUAUUAUUGUGAAAGGAAGUGAAAAUUGUGAAAUAGAUUGUUCGAGUGUGUAUACAAGUUUCAUGGAGAAAGUGAGUUCUUUGUUUGGAACUAAAUUUGGGGACAAAUGUGUGCCUUUGCAACAGAUUCUAUGUAAAUGCUUGGAUCUUGAUCCCGAGCAUCGUUCACUUGUGAGAGAUGUAUGGAAAUGUAUUAGGGAGCUAGUUAUUAAACCUCAAUUCGAUAAAUUGGUGAAAUUGGAUGGUGCAAGUUAUGAUGAGAACGGAGAUCGAUGUUUGGUUGCGGGAAAAUUGUGUCUGAUGUCUGGGGUAAGACCUGUAAAACAGGAAAAAGAAGAGACACAAGGAAAUGAAACAAAUGGUGCAACGGACAUGGUUAAUGGUCUCACCGAGGGAAGCAUUAAAUCUAAAGAUUUGCAAGGCCAUCUUGAUUGUGUUUCCGGAUUAGCCGUAGGAGGGGGUUAUCUGUUUAGCUCUUCGUUCGAUAAAUCAGUCAAAGUAUGGUCUCUGCAGGACUACUCCCAUUUGCAUACGUUUAGAGGUCACGAGCACAAGGUAAUGGCUGUUAUCUGUGUAGAUGAAGAACAGCCAUUAUGCAUUAGUGGCGAUAGUGGAGGUGGCAUAUUUUUAUGGAGUAUUACUACCCCUUUCAAGCAAGAACCGUUGAACAAAUGGUACGAGGAAAAGGAUUGGCGCUACAGCGGAAUUCAUGCUUUGGCAGUUUCAGAGAACGGCUAUUUAUACACAGGAAGUGGAGAUAAAUUGAUUAAAGAAUGGUCAUUACGGGAUGGCACCCUGUCAGGCACUAUGACUGGCCAUAAAUCGGUAGUUUCUGCCAUAGCAGUGAGUAAUGGAGUUCUUUACAGUGGGAGUUGGGAUGGAACUGUUCGAUUGUGGAGUCUAAGUGAUCAUAGCCUUUUAACUGUUUUAGGGGAAGACAUGCUGAGAACCGUGUCCACCGUCUUGUCUCUUGCAGCUGACCAGCAUACACUUAUUGCUACUUAUGAAAAUGGCUCUGUAAAGAUCUGGAGGGACGAUGUGCUUCGGAAAUCAAUGCAAAUACACAAUGGUGCCAUUUUCACUGUUAGCUUGAGUGGGAAAUGGCUUUUUACAGGAAGUUGGGACCGGACCAUCAAGGCACAGGAACUAGCAGGAGACGAUGUUGAAGUAGAUGUUCUACAGAUUGGAUCAAUUCCUUGUGAUUCUGUCAUAACAGCUUUAUCAUACUCGGAGGGGAAGCUUUUUGUCGGUUUUGGUGAUCGGAACGUUAAGGUAUACUAUCAUGGGAAGUGAUCAAGGUUUAUCAUCACCCUAACCGUUUCUCCUCUGGGAUUUAGCUGCUGGCAAACCUUGUAAUCUGGUUCUGAUAGACGACGGUGCGGAUGACCUUUGUACAGAAAAUCACACCGAUACAUGUAUACAGGGCGUGAGGAGUGUGAAGUGUCGCAACUCAUGUUGAAGUUCUCCUCAUGACAAGUAAAAUGACGGUAAAU